CGCUUGGGCCGACCUGGGUUCGGUCCCAUCACUCCCUGCGCGAACCAAGACGGAAGCAUAAAAUGCAAACGAGGAACCGUCUUUCUCUGCUGUAGUUUAGUAAAUGUUGGCAUUCAGAAAGAUAUGGGGGCGAUUGGCUGCUGAGGAGUUCUGUAAUUAUUUUAGUGUUCAGACUGCAAGCAAUACACGAAAGCGAUGCAGUAGCGUCAAAGGGACAGUUGCACUAAAAGAAGACAUGCGGGUGGCAGUGAUUGGAGCCGGGGUCAUUGGCCUCUCUAGCGCACUGUGUAUCCAUGACCGCUACCGAUCCAGCGUGACUCCGCUCAUUAUUGAGGUCUACGCUGACCAGUACACCCCGCUGACCAUCAGUGACGGAGCGGCAGGGCUAUGGCAGCCCUACCUGUAUGACAAGGGCAACGUCCAGGAAACUAAAUGGAACAAAGAGACGUUUGACUACCUCCUGACCUACAUCAAUGCCCCCGAUUCAAUCAAAAUGGGAAUAUUCACCCAGUCCGGCUACAACCUCUUCACUGAACCCACACCGGACCCCUCAUGGAGAGACUCUGUCCUCGGUUUCAGACACCUGACCCCACAGGAGCUGGACAUGUUCCCAGGUUACAGUUAUGGCUGGUUCAACACUGCACUCAUGAUUGAAGGCAAGAGCUAUUUACCUUGGCUCAUGGACAGGCUGAGGGAGCGAGGAGUGAUAUUUUAUCACAGGAAGAUUGAGUCUUUCAGAGAGCUGGUGGACUCCGGUGUGGAUGUCAUUGUGAACUGUACCGGGAUAAGAGCCGGGGAGCUACAGCCUGACCAGGAUCUGAAGCCAGGCCGAGGACAGAUCCUGAAGGUAGAGGCUCCUUGGCUAAAGCAUUUUAUAAUAACUCAUGAUCUCAAGACUGGAGUGUAUACGACCCCAUACAUCAUACCAGGGAGUAAUUUAGUUACCAUUGGAGGCAUCUUUCAACUGGGGAACUGGAGUCAAGAAUGUAACUCACAGGACCAUCAGAAAGUGUGGGAGUCCUGCAGCAAGCUGAUCCCCAGUCUCAAGCAUGCCAGGAUUGUGGAUGACUGGGCUGGCUUGAGGCCGGUGCGCAGCAAAGUGCGUCUGGAGAGAGAGACCCUGGAAUACGGAGCUGCCAAGAGCGAGGUGAUACACAACUACGGACACGGAGGCUUCGGGCUUACCAUCCACUGGGGGUGUGCGCAGGAGGCAGCCAACCUCUUUGGGAAGGUGGUGGAGGAGAAGAGACAGAAAGCAACGUCAAGGCUGUAACCCUGUCUGAUCUGAUCCCUCGAGCUCCAGCAACUGCGCUGCGCCUAUUCCAUUGACUUGAAGGCGGCAGACAUCUAAAUCAUGAAAGACAGGCCUCUCUUUGGCAUUUUAUAAUUAUUUUUUUACAUGAUUUUAAUAUGUAAUAGCACUGUAAAGCAACAAUGAGUAAGGUUAACCAGUGACCAUGUCAUUUUGUUACACAAUAACUAACUUGCUUCAGGAGUCUCUAAUGAUUAGCUCACCAGAUUCAAUAUCCAGCCCUUCAAGCACAUGCAAUGUAGGAUGCAUGUCUGUCUCUCCAGAGGCUCUCCAGAGUCUCCACGAAGGAGCUGCUUACCUGCUAAAUAUAUCAAGUGUCAUUUUAAAUUGUAUGUGUGAUCUAGACUUUGUCUAUAACAACAUCUUUAAUUCAUUUCUCUUUCUUUUUGUGUUUUUUCACUUCAAAGUGUGCCUACUCAAGUCAGAAAUGAAUACUGCUUUCACAAAGCUCAUCAUAGUUUGCUUCUCACAGUGUGCAGAGCAUUCUUGAAACUGAAGCACUCAAACCAUCUGCUCAUAACAGGCAAUCUGUCAGUGAGGCCAAAAACGAGUGGGUGUGUUGUCAAACGUGAACUGUAAAAAUGGGAGAAUGAAGAAAGGUAUUCCCAGGUUACAUUUCUUGGUGGAGAAAAUGAGCUCCCUGUUUUAAGAUUGAGAAAGCCAGGUAGUUUGACAGAACUUCAUUCGGUUCAGUUGAAUGUUGCAGUUGUUUCAAGAAAUGAGUGUAAUAUGAUGGACUGGUUGAUACUGUAGAAUAGAAAAUAAAAACCACUUUAGAUCUGUGA
Molecule: messenger RNA, 2097 nt
Organism: Acipenser ruthenus (sterlet)
Lineage: Eukaryota; Metazoa; Chordata; Actinopteri; Acipenseriformes; Acipenseridae
Product: D-amino-acid oxidase-like
Exons: 11
Coding region: 104-1273 (389 amino acids)
Molecular function (GO): FAD binding; D-amino-acid oxidase activity
Source: RefSeq, a predicted model, not a curated record